CCCCUUCGCUCUCCAAUACGUCACUCUAUUCUUCAUCGUCUUCCUUCCUCCUUUACCUUUUUUUUAUUUAUUUCUUUCUCAAAGUUUCUCGAGAAAUUUAAAUCUGUUGUGUGUUUUGUAAUAUUGAUGUGGCGAAAAUCUGGAUCUUGAUGUUCAAACAUUCAUGUCUCCGGUGAUAAGUGAAAUCCUUAGAUCUGGGUUAACUAUAGAUUCGUCUCUUAGACGCAGGACCCAUCUCGUUCAAUCUUUCUCAGUCGUCUUCCUCUACUGGUUCUAUGUUUUCUCAUAAAUCAUCUCUCCUUUAGCCGUUAUAUAUCUAUAUAUCUAUACUAUACUAUAUAUUAUAUCGAUAAUUCGGGUCCUGCGUCUUCAUUUGAAUUACUAGUAUUUUGUGUGUGUGUGUUUUUUUUUUGAAUUUGGGUUUUUCGAGAAACUAAAAAAAUAUGAAUAAAACUGAAAUGGGAUCAUCGACGAGCGGAAAUUGCUCGUCGAUUUCAACGACCGGUUUACAAAACUCCGGUUCGGAAUCGGAUCUCCGGCAACGGGAUCUGAUCGACGAGCGGAAGCGAAAGCGGAAGCAAUCGAACAGAGAAUCUGCGAGGAGGUCGAGGAUGAGGAAGCAGAAGCACAUGGACGAUCUCACGGCUCAGGUCGCUCAUCUACGGAAGGAAAACGGACAGAUCGUCGCCGGAAUCGCCGUCACGACGCAGCACUACGUCGCGAUCGAGGCGGAGAACUCCAUUCUCAGAGCUCAGCUCCUCGAGCUCAACCACCGCCUGAGUUCCCUUAACGAGAUCGUCGAUUUCGUCGAGUCGGCUUCCUCCUCCGCCGGAGGAUUUGGGAUGGAGACUGGUCAGGGUGGAGGAGGAGUAAUCGAUUGCGGCGGCGGAGGUGGAUUUUACGACGGAGUAAUGAAUCCUCUCAAUUUAGGGUUUUAUAACCAACCAAUCAUGGCUUCUGCUUCUACUGCUGGUGAUGUUUUCAACUGUUGAUAAAUCAGCUUCCCAAUCGCCAUCAUCGUGAGAGAGAGAGAGAGAGAGAGACGAAUAUGAUGACAUCAGGUGCAAAAUUGUAAUUAUCUUUUAGAUGAUGUGAUGCUCUGUUUUACUUUGUAAGAUAAAAACAAUUAAUUAGCGACUUAAUCCGUGGUUAAAAAAUAGGGUUAAUGUGGAUGAUAUCAUGAAGA
This is a messenger RNA of Eutrema salsugineum, 1186 nucleotides long. RefSeq names its product bZIP transcription factor 44. Gene Ontology annotation, biological process: positive regulation of DNA-templated transcription. NCBI's taxonomy places the organism in Eukaryota, Viridiplantae, Streptophyta, Magnoliopsida, Brassicales, Brassicaceae. Gene Ontology annotation, cellular component: nucleus. The record is from RefSeq and is a predicted model, not a curated record. Gene Ontology annotation, molecular function: DNA-binding transcription factor activity; transcription cis-regulatory region binding. The transcript has a single exon. Bases 444 to 992 code for a protein of 182 amino acids.